AUGGACAUGAAGAUCGCAACGCUACUCGUCCUCUUCUUCGUCAGCCUGGCUCACGCCAACAUUUGGGAGAUCAGACUGAGCGGAACGACCAGCUGUGCUGGCUUUGGCACCGCGGCGGUCGGCAACAUCAUGGUCCUUGCGGACAUCAGCAGUGAGAAAAGUGCAGUCACCGGUCGCUACACGGUCACGCCUCAAGGCGACUGGGAUGUCCUCACCAGCCAUACCGAAUACGGUGAUGUUUACUGGGCCACUAUCAGCAUUACGGCUCGCGCUCUUGGCGCCUACUGGGGCCCUAACAAUGACCGUCGAGGAUGUCUCGCUCAAUGUGUGCCGGUCAUCUCGGUUCAAUACAAGAUCGAUCCAUCCGCUCCCGACGGCGAUCUCGACUAUACUGCUACUGCUGAAGCAGUCUGCGCGACCAGCCCCUCUUGCAAGUCGCCGGGAGGCAAAUGUACCAAUCUCGGCCUCUCCGUUGAGGUGGACAAACGACCCUGA
Mixia osmundae IAM 14324 is the source of this 495-nucleotide messenger RNA. RefSeq lists its product as uncharacterized. NCBI's taxonomy places the organism in Eukaryota, Fungi, Basidiomycota, Mixiomycetes, Mixiales, Mixiaceae. The transcript has 4 exons. The coding region runs from base 1 to 495 and encodes 164 amino acids. The record is from RefSeq and is a predicted model, not a curated record.